Molecule: messenger RNA, 1650 nt
Organism: Plasmodium berghei ANKA
Lineage: Eukaryota; Apicomplexa; Aconoidasida; Haemosporida; Plasmodiidae
Product: tyrosine--tRNA ligase, putative
Exons: 1
Coding region: 1-1650 (549 amino acids)
Biological process (GO): tyrosyl-tRNA aminoacylation
Cellular component (GO): cytosol; mitochondrion
Molecular function (GO): RNA binding; ATP binding; tyrosine-tRNA ligase activity
Source: RefSeq, a predicted model, not a curated record
AUGAUGAAAAUAAACAAAUUAUUAAUAUUAGGGUUGGGGAUAUUGCUAUUUAACAAGAAUGUGGAGAUACAAUGCUACAAAAGAAGUUCUAUCAUUAAGUGUAAUAAUGCAAAUAGUCAGAAUAUAAAUAAAAGUAUUGUGAAAGAAAAAAUAUGUGAAUAUAAAAUAAAAUCUAAUGCUUUAAAAAAAUUAUAUGAAAGAAAAUUAAUUAAUUAUAUCAGUGAUUUAAAAAAUAUAGAUAAAAUAUUAUAUGAAAAUGAGCAUGAAAACGAAAAAAAAAAAUCAGUAUAUAUUGGCAUAGAUUUAAAUUGUAAAUAUCUACAUAUAGGAAGUUUAACACAAUUAAAGACAUUAGAAAUAUUAAGAAGUUACAAAACAGAUGUUAUAAUAUUACUUGGAAAUAGUACAACUCAAAUCGGUGAUCCUUCUUUUCAAUUAAAUGAAAGAAAAGAAACAUUAAAUGCUGAAAUUUGUCAAAAUGAACAAAGUAUAAAAGAAAGUAUAAUUGAUUUUAUUCUUAAUAAUGAUAACUCUGAUUUUAAUGAAAAAGAUUUGCAUAUGAAGGAAUUGUGUGGGAUAAACUUAAAUCAAAUAUCAUUUCAAGAUAUUUGUAGAAAAACAGAUUUACUUUCAAAAGACGAAAUAAUAUAUAAAUGUAGUGGGAAAGGAAAUUUACGAAUUUUAAAAAAUAAUAUAUGGUAUGAUAAAAUGAAUGUAAUUGAUUUUUUAAAAUAUGGUGAACAUUUUGGAAUUAAUAAAUUACUUAGAAAAGAAAGUGUAAUAAAAAAAUAUCAAAAUAAAAAUUUGACAUUAAAAGAUUUAAAUUAUAUAUCUUUACAAUCUUAUGAUUUUUUACAUCUAUUUAAGAAGUAUAAAACUUAUAUACAAAUAGGUGGGUCUGAUCAAUGGGGUAAUAUACAGUCAGGUAUUGAGCUUUGUCAAAAUAUUUACAAUCAACAAUUAUAUGGAUUAACAACAAAUCUACUAUUAUAUAAAAAUAAUAUUAAAUUUAGUAAAUCGUUAUUUCAAGAAAAUAAAAAGUUACCUAUAUGGAUUGACAAAGAAUAUACAUCUCCUUAUCUUUUCUGGAACUUUUUGCGAAAUGUAGAAGAUCAAAAGGUUCAAUCAUAUAUAGAUAUGUUAACUAAUUUAAAUAUAAAUUUAGAUGAAGAAUUAAAAAAUUCAAAUAAUGAGAAUCCGAAAAAUAUUAUUGCUUCUUCAUAUGACAAUAUAAUAAAUUCUGUUAAAAAAAAAAUGGCAGAUCAUAUCACAAAUACCAUUUAUGGAAAAUGUGUUGUUGAUAAAAUUCAUAAAAUAAAUAAAAUAAUUAAAAAUAAUAAGUUUAAUGAAAUUGAAAAUUUACAAGAGUUAAAAAUAUUACCAUAUAAUCAAAUUAAUAUAAAUUUAAUCAAACAAAAUAAAAUUAACAUUACAGACGUCUUGAAACUUUUUCAAAUUGCUAUGACAAAUAAGGAAGCGAAAGAAAAGAUAAAUCAAAAUUGUAUAUAUAUCAAUACAAAAUUAAUAACAAAUCCUAAAUAUAUAUUAAACAUUAUGGAUUUCUUAAAAACAAAAAAUGAUAAUUAUUAUUAUGUACUUCUUAGACUUGGAAAAAAAUCAUCCUAUUCUAUAAUAGCUAAAUCCGAUUAA